This is a messenger RNA of Colletotrichum abscissum, 336 nucleotides long. RefSeq lists its product as uncharacterized. The transcript is spliced from 2 exons. The record is from RefSeq and is a predicted model, not a curated record. NCBI's taxonomy places the organism in Eukaryota, Fungi, Ascomycota, Sordariomycetes, Glomerellales, Glomerellaceae. The coding region runs from base 1 to 336 and encodes 111 amino acids.
AUGGCGACGCACGACAAGAUGAAGAGCGCCGAGGCCGACGACGCCGCGUGGGAAGCUACGCGGGGAGCCUUCAUCGGCGCCGCGAGAUGGGGUCUCGGAGCCGCCGUCGUGGGCGCCUUUGCGUACAAGUUCUCGCCGCUGUACAAGGGCCUCACUAUCCAGUUCAAGAUUUAUAUGCAAAUGUCGGCCAUGGUGCUGGGAAGCAUGCUGGAGGCGGACAACAGGUUACGAGAGUAUGAGGCCCGCGUCAGAUUGCAGAAGCGCAUUCUGAGGGAUAGGGCUAAGUGGGAGAGAUUUGAGCGGGAAUUUUAUGAGGAUCCUAACGAGAAGAAAUGA